Molecule: messenger RNA, 3886 nt
Organism: Phoenix dactylifera (date palm)
Lineage: Eukaryota; Viridiplantae; Streptophyta; Magnoliopsida; Arecales; Arecaceae
Product: ubiquitin carboxyl-terminal hydrolase 21-like
Biological process (GO): protein deubiquitination
Cellular component (GO): cytosol; nucleus
Molecular function (GO): cysteine-type deubiquitinase activity
Source: RefSeq, a predicted model, not a curated record
CUCUCACUCUACAACUACUUCAAAAACCGCGGACCUCCUCCCUUCCAAAUGGAGUGCUAAAACCCAUCCAAUGAUCGAUUUCUACUGCUCUCCCUCGACAUGGAAGCUGGGUCGCUGCCGCCUGAGGAUUCCCGGCCCCUAUUUGGAGCAGGGCUCAAUAAUAUUUGGAAUACUUGCUUCCUUAACGCGGUUCUUCAGUGCCUCACCCACACGGUUCCUCUCGUGGAGAAACUUCGGGCAUCUGAUCACUAUUCUACUUGUUCUGCCGGUCCUGGGGAGUUCUGUGCUCUCUGUGCCUUGAGACAUCACAUUGACAACUGCUUGUACCUCUCAGGAUAUGUUUUCACGCCGAAACACUUUGCCAGUAAUUUGAGCAAAAUAUUAUCCGAGUUUGAACUAGGCAGCCAGGAGGAUGCCCAUGAGUUCCUCCAAUGCUUGCUGAUCAGGGUGCACGACUGCUGCAUCGGCCUUGUCUCUGGAAACCAGUUGCUGUCUGUGGGAGAUGAUACUGACAGCCUUAUCAAACAGGUCUUUGGAGGCCGUGCAAUAAGCCGGCUGCGAUGCUCUGAUUGCGGUCACGUAUCAGACACGUUCGAGUCCCUGCUGGACCUCAGCUUGGGGAUUGAUGGUAUGGCUAGCCUCACAGAGGCACUGGAAUCAUAUACUAAGGUUGAGAUGCUCGAGCCUUCAGAAUGUGAUGGCUGCCAUGCCAAAGUACCGAAGGAAAAACAGCUAAAAUUGGACCAAGCACCACAAGUUGCUUUAUUCCACCUAAAGAGGUUCAAAAUGGAUGGUGCUGGUGUUUGCAAGAUUAAUAAUUUGGUGGAGUUUCCAUUGGAUCUGGACUUGCAGCCCUUCCUUAGCUCCCCACAAGAUGAAGAGCAGUUAAAUUAUGAUCUAUAUGCUGUUGUGGUGCACCAUGGAAAUAUGGAUAGAGGUCAUUACUUCAGCUUUAUCCGUUCAUCUCAGUCUUCAUGGCACCUAAUGGAUGACGCUGAUGUGGCCAGAUGCUCUGCAAUGCAAGUCCUUAAUAUGCCGGCAUACAUGCUCUUCUACAUAAAGCAGGGGUCAUCACCCUGGAUCUCAAGUUUCAUAAGGGAUUGGAGAGAUAAAAACUUUGGUUUUGGGGAGUCUAGCAGAAGAAGCAGCUCCAUGGAUUCACCAGAGACAAGAGAGGAUCAGAGUCCAGGCACAGAUGAUACUCCUGAAUCUGUUAUAUAUGAGGUAGAAGGUGAUAGCAGUUCAUCAGCUCCCCUUAGACCUUGCAACCAGGGUGGCAUCAGUUAUGGGGCUGAAAAGAAGCCUCCAUUAGAUGAAGUAAUGAAACAAUCCGCUGUAAGAUUUGGCUCUGAGGAAUGCAUCUUUUGUGUUGGUGUCUUCAAUGAAGAGACUUCCACAUCAUUGACAGAAGAUGAUCAAGAGGAUCACCAAGAAAGCCACGGGAGCUCAAUGGAUGUUGAGUCAACAGCCAAGGAAGCCACAAAGGAUAGAGCAGGAAAUGAGAUGCUCGGAAGCAUUCCUAGCUUGCAGAGGUCAAGCUUUCGAUCCUGUCUAACACCACCACACUGGUCACAUAUACCACGACCUCUCAUUUUGAGGAACCCACUUCCCAUGAAGAGGCAGCGCAGAGCACUCUCAGAUCUUGAUAACAUCCCUUCUCCAAGCCCAGUGACACCAGAAGUCAACAUGCAGCCAGAGCCUCAGUCCUUGCUCCAUCAGCAUGACUUCUUUCAAGACAACUCAUAAAUAAACUCCCAUCUUGAUCCCAGUGAGACUGAUCAGACUCCAUAGACAACUAACCUAGUAGCCAUGAUUUUCCUAGUUAACUUUAUCAAGGCCUGCAUAAAUGGCAUUAUGUUGUUCUCCUAAAUCUUUACAGUUCCAUUCCAUCUCCUAAUCAAUGCACUCAAAUUCCCCCUGACUAGAGUUCUUAUGUGAAUUAACUAGUUCCAAACAAUCUAUGAUUUGAGUUCCCUUUCUUUACAGACAAUAUUUUUAGUCAUCACUAGGAAUUCUUUUCUGUAUCAUAUUCACCAAACGAACGAAAAACUACAGCUUAUAGUUAAACUUUGUCUUCCCCCUCUUCUAAGAUUGUUUAUGAUCUGAAUGGAUCUCAACAAGUGUGUAAUUUACUUUUUUAUUCCCUUCUCUGCUGCGACUAUUGGAACUAUUUAUCAUCUGUUUAUAUAGGGCUGAGUACUGCACUAAACUGUUCCGUCCGGUUGCCGUGAGGAAUCAUGCAAUGGUGGAGAAGAUAAUAGGCGAUCAGCUCAAGAAACUUCAUGAUAAUAUUCUUUCCAUCCUUGGAUGAUUUAGUCUGUUCAGGGGUUGUGCUAGUAUUUGGCGGUCUGCUUUUGGGCAGCCUUGAGAAGGUUGGGUUUCAGUCUUAUACUCUUAUCCAACCUUGUCCCUUUCAAGGCUUCAAUCAUAAGAAAGCAUCAUGUUCUACUGGAUAGCUCUCUGCAGUACGGCCCACUCCCACUACAGCUUGCAGAUAAUAUACAAUGAGAACUCUCAUGGCAUCCAAUAGAAGUUUCCAGCCUUCUUAUAGAAAUGGAGUAAGAACAGUCAUAUUGAUUAAACAAGCAGAACAUAUCGAGUCAAACAUUUAAAAUAUCAAUUAAGAUAAAAUAGGUCGACAGCCGCAGAUCCAUGUAGCUUGAGGUUGAGCAGGCUGAAUAAUUCAGUACUCAAUGUCUGCUCUGAUGUGUUUUUUGCUCUUUUAGCGGACCAAGUGCUCAAUAUGAAUGAAAACAAGAAAUCAUGUAUCCAUGUAAUUUUGAGGUUUGGAGCAGAGUUCUGAAUAAUUCAGUACGCGGUGUCCACUCUUAUGUGUUUUGCCCUUUUAGUAGACCAAGUACUUAAUAUGAAUGAGAACAUUACUUCUGUUUUGCAACUUGUCUCCAUGAGAAUUUAGCUGACUGGUUAGCCAACAUAGGAAGAAAUCAAUUAAGGGGGUGAUCUAUUUUUAACUUAUUUCCUCCUCCGCUCUUAAGCUUAUCAUGUAAAGGAAAAUUUCUUUUACUCAACUUAAUGCUUCGGUUUCUUUUCCCUUGGCAUCUGGUUCAACACAAAAAGCUUAUUCUAGGACAAAUGUUCACAUCCUCCUUGGCAGUGAAACUAUUUCACAUACAAGUUAAAUCCAUUUGAGUCACAGUGAAUAAAUAAAUUGAUCACAUAUUGUGCUAAAAUUAUUGGUUACAGAAACGGAACUAGUCAGAUUUCACUAACAAGACCAUAAUUAUUUACAAUGAUGCCCACCAAACAAGAAAGUAAAUAAAAUUGCACAUUCUGUUAAGAUUAUCCCUACAAAUAUUCCUUUAAGCUGAACAGAAUCCACCAUUCUUUUCAUCAAACAAUGCAUGGUUCAUCAUAUCAGCAUUCCUUGGUACUAGCGGAUCUCUGGCCAAUGGCAUAAGAAUAUCCAAGUUAUGAGCUUAUGAUGCAUUUGAACCAUCGUAUACAUCCAGGCAUACGUGUUGAACCAAUGUACUCAGGCAACUGGAGUUUUACUACUUUCACAGUGGUGCACAAUGAAUAAUUGCAAUCUCUACCUAAUGUAACUCAAUCAAAAAUCAGUAGCCAAGAACCACAAAGAAACUGAGCUUUCUUUUACGAAGCUUUCAAAGAAGCACAAUUCCAUGGAACAAAACCAAGCUUCACUUACAUAACCCAGAAGACUCUUAAAAUCUGUCACUGAUGCUCAAAUAAAAACUUCAUGGUUAGGACUGAAAUGGAAAUUUUCAAUUGUCCAUGUUUAUUUAACAGCAGGAUUUUUCUGCAGUACAGCAUGAACUGUGGACCGUCUGAACCUCCUUACAUGAUAGAGCUCAAACAUAGGAUGCCUUACUGAGGGUUCAAAUGAAAACAAAAAAGGAAAAAAAAA